AUGGUCCACCAAACUCGUACUCCCAACAAGGCCAUUCCAGCCAAGCAUCUGAGUCCAAUGCGAGCUGUGGAGGGUCUGGGCGGAAAGUACGCCGUAUCCAGUAGUCCGGCAGACAGCUUUUUACGGAAUUCUAGGCUCACGGUUCAGAGCAGCUCCCACAAGCAAUCGGCAGCCUUCAAAUAUAACCAAAUGGUCACCAACAAUCGGGAUGAAUUCAACGCCCUUCAUUUCUGCUAGGAAGACAAAGCGGCUAGAUUCCGAUUACUGGAGAGGUUAGAAGGGAUGACGGACAGCAGUAUCAAAUACCUAUUACCUGUCAAAAAAUAAUGAAAUAAAUUAAUUCACAAAAAAUUUUCCAAUAA
Molecule: messenger RNA, 362 nt
Organism: Drosophila bipectinata
Lineage: Eukaryota; Metazoa; Arthropoda; Insecta; Diptera; Drosophilidae
Source: RefSeq, a predicted model, not a curated record